GUGAACCGUCACGUCUGCAGCGCAGCGCGGCCCGAGCGUGUUGAACGUGGUUUCCCAACCCUGUCUGUGCAUCUAGGGAAGAGAGCAUGGCACGUAUCAGAGCCAAAAGGGUCAAAAGUAUGUCCUCAGAGUCACAACCACUACAGCAUGUCUAAAGUGAGUCCUGUUACCCAGCAUGCCCUCUCGCCUCAUACGCAAGCAGCCUCCCCAGAGACGCAGCAGUGAUGGUUUUUACUCCAUUUUUAAGACGCGCUGGAGCUGGGACCUUACUGAAAGCGAAAGGUCACAGUUUUGUGUGAGCGAUAGAUAAGCGCCUGAGCUCGUCGGCCAUCACGCUGCCUCAUCACCGGGACACAGCGGCUCCAUCAUGUCACGAAAACAGGCCGGGAAGCCCAUAAAGGCAAACAGGAAGUAUGAGUUAGAGAGGAAGAGAGACGAGAGGGCCGCCCGGCGGGCUCUGGCCAAAGACAAGAAGAACAGACCUCCAGGAGGAGACGACGGAGAGGAGUUUGUCAGCUUCUCCAACCAGCUUCAGGCUCUGGGGCUCAAACUGCGCGAGGUGCCUGGAGACGGGAACUGUUUGUUCCGGGCUCUUGGAGAUCAGCUGGAGGGACAUUCGAGGGGUCACCUGCGUCUGCGGCAGGAGACCGUACAGUACAUGACGGAGCACAGGCAGGACUUCGAGCCCUUCGUUGAAGAUGAUGUGCCAUUCACGCAGCAUUUGUCAAACCUCUCACAGCAGGGAACGUUUGCUGGUAACGACGCCAUCGUGGCCUUCGCCCGCAGCCAGCAGUUAAAAGUGGUCAUUCAUCAGCUCAACGCUCCUUUGUGGGAGAUAAAUGGUACAGAGAAGCCUUCAUGCCGCGAGUUACACAUCGCGUAUCGCUACGGAGACCAUUAUGACAGCGUCCGAAAGAUCGGAGACAACUCGGAGAAUCCGGCACAUCUGCGUAUAGAGAGUCUGAACAAUUCCAGACGCUUUGGAGACGGUCAGAAGGAACAGACGAGAGGCGCCUCUCCUUCACGCUGUCUCUCUGAAGAUGAAGAGCUGAUCUUGAGCAUUCUCUGUGCCGACGGUCAGUCGGACAAUCUGUGUCAAUCAAGCGCCACCUCACAGACGUGCCACGGUGAUUGGCUGGAGUCGGAACUGAACAACCAAUCACAGAGAGACUGUGCCUCAGGGACACGCCCUUUAUGUGAAGGCACGCAGGCUGAAUGUAGCGAAAACACGUCGUCAACAGAGGGCAGCAUCUCCCAUAAACCCAAGCUUUCUAAUAAACAACGGAAAGAGCAACAGCGCCUAGAAAAGAAGAAACGUCAGGAGGAAAGACACAGACAGAAGGUUUUACAGGGCAGGGGGUCACAUGAUCAGAAUCAGAACGUAGCAGAAGUCGUCACUCUUGUGCCAGUGCUCAACACCCUGAGCAUCUAGAGCAAACAUGGGAAACCGUUUUAGGUGGUCCACACACUGUGUAAUGAUCCAGAACCUUAUCAUUUAAAUGUACAGGGAAUGUGUUGUAUGAUCGAGGGUGCGUCAAGAAGCGUCGGGAUGCACGCUGUGCUUGAGAUUGCCGGGAGAUUCUUCUUCUUUUUUUUUUUUUUUUUUGCAUUGAAUAUAGUCAAACAUUAAGCUUCAUUGAUUUCAGUUGACCCAUCCGAGCUCAGCCAAAGCACAUUUUGGAAAGGGAAACUGAAAACUGAGAGGAGAAAGAGUUUAAGAUUAAUAACGGACCACUGUUUAAGCCUGUCGGGUUAAUUUGUUUAAAACGCUUUCAGUUCUAGUUCGAAUAAUCGUUGUUUUAAUUUAGCUUUUCAUUUUCCAACAGUCGGGCAACUUGAUCUUGAAAUUCUAUCAAUAAACUUUUCAAAUAUGA
This is a messenger RNA of Puntigrus tetrazona (Sumatra barb), 1874 nucleotides long. It is a transcript of the gene otud3, whose product is annotated as OTU deubiquitinase 3. Gene Ontology annotation, biological process: protein deubiquitination. The coding region runs from base 368 to 1432 and encodes 354 amino acids. The record is from RefSeq and is a predicted model, not a curated record. The transcript is spliced from 8 exons. Gene Ontology annotation, molecular function: cysteine-type deubiquitinase activity. Lineage: Eukaryota; Metazoa; Chordata; Actinopteri; Cypriniformes; Cyprinidae.